This is a messenger RNA of Hipposideros armiger (great roundleaf bat), 5808 nucleotides long. It is a transcript of the gene TUBGCP6, whose product is annotated as tubulin gamma complex component 6. The coding region runs from base 637 to 5784 and encodes 1715 amino acids. The record is from RefSeq and is a predicted model, not a curated record. Gene Ontology annotation, molecular function: gamma-tubulin binding; microtubule minus-end binding. NCBI's taxonomy places the organism in Eukaryota, Metazoa, Chordata, Mammalia, Chiroptera, Hipposideridae. Gene Ontology annotation, biological process: meiotic cell cycle; cytoplasmic microtubule organization; spindle assembly. Gene Ontology annotation, cellular component: gamma-tubulin complex; microtubule organizing center; spindle pole. The transcript is spliced from 25 exons.
CCGGAAGUGCUCUACGGACGGCGGCCACUAGGCCCCGCCCCUGCUCGACCCACCCCACUCUUGCCCCCUCCAAGCGGGCCGACAGCCUCCCCGGUGACGCAAUUCCGGCGCGCCGGCUGCAGAGGUUUUUGCGGGUCGCGUGGCAGUGACGCAACGGCGGCGGGAGCCGCUGCGGCGCACUCUUCUCUGGACGAGGCCGGGUGAGCCGGCGGCUGAGCCGGCCUGACCCCCCCACGCCCCCUGCCGGGCACCCCCGCUCCCUUCUCAGGCGGCCCGGAGAAGGCGUCCAAAGCCGGGUCCGUCCGCGGCGUAUUGCCCGCGCGCGUCUCCUUCGGUUUGUCACGGUUCUGUGACCCCCUAAAGGUUGAGGGCUACGGAACUGGAGAGGAGCCGAGCUGGCGCUCUGCAGGCUGCUGCGGGCCGCGGGGUGGAGGUGGGCGUGGGCUGGGCCUUGGAGGGCAGAGCCACCGCGAGACUGCCGUUAAAAUACAAGUUCUGAGCCUCCAGGCGUAGGUUAAGGAGGCCCCUGCCCGUCAGCCCUAUGGGAUCCGCGCCCUGGCCUUCAGAGGCCGGCGUGCAGCCCCGGUGAGACGCUUCCCCGCGCGCUGAGGGCCCGGAGCCGAGAAGGGGUGGGCCAUGGCCAGCAUCACCCAGCUGUUCGACGACCUGUGCGAGGCCCUCCUGCCCGCUGCGAAGGCUCACCUGGGCCAGCGCAGCGUGAGCCGAAAGAAGGCAAAGCAGACCCUCAAGAGGGUGGCCUACAACGCUCUUUUCACGAAACUUUUUCGAGAGGAGACCCAGAAGCUGCAGCCUGACCUCGCGAACGUCCCCGUGAAAAACAAGAUGCUCAUGCUGUCCUUCGACUUGAGAGUCUGUGGCCUGGGCCCUGAGGCCGACCGGCUGGAGGAGCUUGUGGAGAAACUCGAGGCAGCCCCCUGCUGUCCGCUGCUGGAGGUGCAGUCGGUUUUGGACCUCCUGGUCCAGCUGGCAGGGAGCGGGCCCCCUCAAGUGCUGCCACCCAAACGGGACUACUUCUUCAACAACAAGCACGUUGGGAGAAACGUGCCCUACAGCGGCUACGACUGCUAUGACCUGAGUGUGUUUGAGAUGGACGUUCAGUCUCUGAUUUCCAGAGAGGAGUAUUUAUGUCAGGACACGAUCCAGAAAGCACUUCAGGUGAUGGAGGCGGCACCAGGCACCGGCUUGCCCUCUGUCGGGCUCUUCUCAUAUGGCGACCCUUGUGGUGAUAGGUUUGAGAGAGACACCCGGGCCUCGCUCUUCGGAGCCCUGGUGCACAGCCGCACGUACGACAUGGAUGUCAGGCUGGACUUGCCCCCGGUGCCGGACAGCGUGGACCUGUCUGGACUGGCCAUUAAGGUUCCUCAGAGUGUGGAUCAGUCAGAAGAUGAAGGGUUCCAGUCAGCAUCCAACUUGACUCCUGAUUCCCAGUCUGAACCGGGCAUGACCCCCGACAUCGACCUGUGGGACGCCGUGCUCACCUAUGAGGCCAGCAAGCGGAGGUGUUGGGAGCAAGUUGGCUGCGCCCCUGGCCACAGAGAGGAGCCCUACCUCACCGAGGCGGGAAGGGAGGCCUUUGACAGGUUCUGCAGGCUCCGUGUCGGGGAGCUGCAAGUGCUGGCCGGGGCCCUCCCGCAGGCUGCGCGGCCUGUCCUGGUGAAGGAGCAUGAGCUGGUGAAGGACGCGCUGAACGUGCUGAUUGGGGUCGUGUCCUCCACAUUCCCCCUCUGCCAGGCGACUCAGGCCUUCGUGGUGAAGCGGGGCAUCCAUGUGUCGGGAACGUCCCCCGAGAGCAUCAGCAGCCUCCUCUCGGAGGUGGCCGAAUGCGGGACCUACUACACACGCCUGAGCCACUUCUCCCUGCAGCCUGUGCUGGACUCCUCGUGCAGCAAGGGCCUCGUGUUCCAGGCCUUCACCAGCGGCCUGAGGAGGUACUUGCAGUAUUACCGGGCUUGCGUCCUCGCCACGCCACCCACUCUGAGCCUCCUCGCCAUCGGCUUUCUCUUCAAGAAGCUGGGCCGGCAGCUCAGGUACCUGGCCGAGCUCUGUGGUGUGGGCACCUGCGGAGGAGAGCCCAGGGCUGCGUUCCCCACCGGAGUGAAGCUGCUUUCCUACCUGUACCAGGAGGCCCUGGACAACUGCAGCAACGAGCACUACCCAGUGCUGCUGUCUCUGCUCAAGACCAGCUGCGAGCCCUACACGAGGUUCAUCCACGACUGGGUGUACAGUGGGGUCUUCAGAGACGUGUAUGGCGAGUUCAUGAUCCAGGUGAACCAUGAGUACCUGGGCUUCAGAGAUAAGGCGUACUGGACCCACGGCUACGUGCUCCUCUCCAAGGAGGUAGAGGACUGUGUGCCCGCAUUCUUGAAGCACGUCGCUCAGGACAUGUAUGUUUGCGGCAAGACCGUCAACCUGCUGAAGCUCUGCUGCCCCCGGCAUUACCUCUGCUGGUCCGAUGUCCCUGUGCCGCGGAUCUCAGUGGUCUUCUCGCUUGAGGAGUUGAAGGAGAUAGAGAAGGACUGCGCCAUCUACGUGGGGCGCAUGGAGAGGGUGGCGCGCCACAGUUCCAUCAGCAAAGAGGAGAAGGAAUUACGGAUGGAAAUCGCGAAACAAGAGUUAAUCGUCCACGCCCGCGAAGCGGCGUCCCGGGUGCUGAGUGCACUGAGCGAUCGGCAGAUGUCUGAGCGGAUGGCCUUGGAUGCCCGGAAGCGAGAGCAGUUUCAGAAGCUGAAGGAGCAGUUUGUGAAGCACCAGGAGCGACGCCGGGCGGCCAGGCGGGAGGAGCUGGAUGACGACUUCAGCUACGCCCGUGAGCUUCGUGACAGGGAGCAGAGGCUGAGGGCCCUGGAGGAACAGUUGGAGCGGAAGGCGAGGCAGGCGCUGGUUGACCGUUAUAGCAAGUUGUCUGCAGAGGCAGCUCGUCGGGAGCAGAAGGCGCUAUGGAAAAUCCAGAGGCACAGACUGGCGGGCGCACGGCUUCGCUUUCUCUUAGAAGAUCAGGAGCGCAUUCAGGCCAUGCUGAAGGCCGUGUCGGAGGGGACGUCCCUGGAGCCGCCGGCCAUCCUCCCGAGUGCACGUUCCCAGGACCCGUCUCCAGGCCCCGAGCUCCCAGAUGGAGGCGGCAGGUGUGAUUCUGGGUGUGCAGAGCAACAGGAGGCUUCCCGGGAUGGCCCGAGCAGGCCAGGCAUGUGGGCGCCACAGCCUCUGGAGCCUUCAGCGGGGGCCUGUGACCCAGGGCAGGCAGAGGGGUCGGGGCCGUUCUCUGCAGGCCUCAGCAUCCAGGACUUCCUGCCCAUGGGCCAGGGGGCUGAGCAGCCUGUGCUCACCGGUGUGGCCCCUGCCCUGGCGGAGGCGCUACAGACCAUCGGCUCGGCCUUGCACCCCUCAGCUCCAUCUGCAUCGGGCACAGGGCCCUCUGGGCCACAGGAGUACGAUUUCAGAACCAUCUUGAGGCCAGCUGUGGUCACCUCAGCUUCCCCAGGGUCUCUCCAGACUGUAGGAGGCGGCGUGGGCUGUGAGGAGGUGCAGCUGUGUGAGAAUGUUCAUGUGCAGCUGGACACAUGUGUCCCAGAGGGGCAGGUGUCUCUGCCUUACCCACACCCUCCCAGGAACAACCCCCCCGAGGAGGGGAGCAGCCCGGCCGUUGGGGAGCUCCUUGGGCAUGUGUCAGAGGCUGGUGUUCUCACAGAGAGUUACGCUUCCGGAAUGGCGCCCUCCCGGCCACGGUGGAACGUCCACGGGCACGUGUCUGACGCCAGCAUCAGGGUAGGGGAGAACGUGUGGGACGUGGCGCCCUCCCGGCCACGGUGGAACGUCCACGGGCACGUGUCUGACGCCAGCAUCAGGGUAGGGGAGAACGUGUGGGACGUGGCGCCCUCCCGGCCACGGUGGAACGUCCACGGGCACGUGUCUGACGCCAGCAUCAGGGUAGGGGAGAACGUGUGGGACGUGGCGCCCUCCCGGCCACGGUGGAACGUCCACGGGCACGUGUCUGACGCCAGCAUCAGGGUAGGGGAGAACGUGUGGGACGUGGCGCCCUCCCGGCCACGGUGGAACGUCCACGGGCACGUGUCUGACGCCAGCAUCAGGGUAGGGGAGAACGUGUGGGACGUGGCGCCCUCCCGGCCACGGUGGAAUGUCCACGGGCACGUGUCUGAGUCCCAGGUGAUACUGGGGGCGCUCCCAGAGGAAGCCCAGCCUGAUACGCCCAGGUCCCACCAGAGCCCCACUGACCACGUGUCCCAGUCUGGCAUCAGCCUGGGAGCACAGAGCCCCGCUUGGGAACGUGCGCCACAGCUGCCCGCAGAGCUGGCCUCAGAUAGCUCCUGCACUGAGAUGGCUGGCUCUGACUCCGGGGAAGAGAGUGGCCUGCAGGCCUCGCCCGCUGCUGUGGCUGCACCUGGUGCUCUGGGAGACAGCAUCCCCGGAGAGCCAGGCCCAGGGAGGAGCGGGGACACAGAGGACUGCUCUUCAAGUUGGCCUUCCAGCUCACAGGAAAGUGCAGCUGCCGAGAGCAGCCCGGGCCUCAGGGAGGAGGCGGCGGCGGCGGCCCCGUGCGGGGACGGGGAGCAGGCCUACCUGGCAGGCCUGGUGAGGAGGUAUCGCCUGGAGCAGUACCCGGACAGCUACGAGGCCAUGUCAGAGCCUCCAGUCGCCCGCCUCCUACACCACGGGCUGCCCGGGGCCGUUGCCCUCCCUGAGGACCCCCACCGCCAGCCAAACGCGGAUGAGACCGCCGUGCAGCUCAGCGAGCUGCUGCCGCUGCCCGUGCUCAUGAAGCACUCGGUCACUGCCCCGCUGGCUGCCCACGUCUCGUUGGUGAACAAGGCUGCCGUGGACUAUUUCUUCGUGGAGCUGCGCCUGGAGUCCCACUUCGAGGCCUUGCGCCACUUCCUGUUGAUGGAGGACGGCGAGUUUGCCCAGUCCCUCAGUGACCUGCUCUUCGAGAAGCUCGGGGCCGGCCAGACACCCGGGGAGCUGCUGAACCCGAUGGCGCUGAACGCGGUGCUGAGCAAGGCGCUGCAGUACAGCCUGCACGGGGACUCCCCGCACGCGGCCAACCUGUCCUUCGCCCUCAAGUUCCUGCCUGAGGCCUUUGCGCCCAACGCCCCUGACGUGCUGAGCUGCCUGGAGCUCAGGUACAAGGUGGACUGGCCCCUCAACAUCGUCAUCACGGAGAGCUGCCUGAGCAGGUAUGGUGGCAUCUUCUCGUUCCUGCUGCAGCUGAAGCUCAUGAUGUGGACACUCAAGGACGUCUGCUUCCACCUGAAGCGCACAGCCCUGCUGAGCCCCGCAGCCGGCUCCGUGCAGCUCCGUCAGCUGCAGCUGUUCAAGCACGAGAUGCAGCACUUCGUGAAAGUCAUCCAGGGCUACAUCGCCAAUCAGAUCCUGCAUGUCACCUGGUGCGAGUUCCGGGCCAGGCUGGCGGCAGUGGGCGACCUGGAGGAGAUCCGGCGGGCCCAUGCCGAGUACCUGCACAAGGCCGUGUUCAGGGGCCUGCUGACGGAGAAGGCAGCGCCGGCCAUGAACAUCAUCCACAGCGUCUUCAGCCUCGUGCUCAAGUUCCGCAGCCAGCUCAUCUCCCAGCCCUGGGGCCCGACCGAGCACCCCAGCUUUGCCCUCAUGCAGCAGUCCUACAGCACCUUCAAGUACUACUCCCAUUUCCUCUUCAAAGUGGUGACCAAGCUGGUGAACCGCGGCUACCAGCCCCACCUGGAGGACUUCCUGCUGCGUAUCAACUUCAACAGCUACUACCAGGAUGCCUGAGCCGGGCGGGGCUGAGGCAGUGAC